Molecule: messenger RNA, 390 nt
Organism: Fusarium coffeatum
Lineage: Eukaryota; Fungi; Ascomycota; Sordariomycetes; Hypocreales; Nectriaceae
Exons: 1
Coding region: 1-390 (129 amino acids)
Source: RefSeq, a predicted model, not a curated record
AUGUCAGAACAUACCAUCCUAUCAACAGGUCUAAAAGCCUUCUCAAUCUUCUCCAUGGCCACAGGCACCGCCGAUGUAAUCGGCGGCCACAAACUGCUCAUCCCCGCCAACGAACGAGCACUACUUCCAAAGACUACACUCUUAGUAGUAGAUAACCAACUUCGCUUCCUAGGAGCGACAUGGGGCGGAUACGGCGCGAUGUUGUGGUGGAUUAGUAACGAUCUUCAAACGAGACAGACUCCUCUGGCUAUUCUUGGUGUUGUUGCGUUUCUGGCUGGUGUUGGGAGGAGUAUUUCUGGACUGAGUGUUGGUUGGGGCGCGGCAUGGUUGAAGGUCGCGGCUGGGAUUGAGCUUGUUGUUCCGCCUUUGAUUUAUUUGUUUGCGUUCUAG